GGCAGCAUUUUACAGCAUAUCAAAGGGAAGGGUCGGUACGCUGUGGACUUUUCUGACAUGGGGUCCUCAUUUUCGAGUACUGUGGAAGUUUCCCCUUCUUCCUCCACAGAUGCUUCCGCAAACCCACCAGCGAAAGCCUCCCAGCCGCUCCCCUCCGCACAGAAUCGGGCGUUUAAAAACUGCUGGAGUUGUCGCGUGCUGUCUGGCUGUACAUUCAUAGGGGCGGGCACCUACGUCUACUUGAAGGCCCGGCGCCCCAUGAAGCUAGGGAUCCCACCUGGCCCAGGCACCGUAAUGCAGAUGGUCAUCGGCAUCAGUAUUGCCUGUUGGGGUGUAGUUAUUAUGGUAGACCCCCAAGGGAAGGCCUACCGAGUUUGAAAAUACCAGCAGUCCAUUGUUGUCUCCUAUCACUGGCUGCGCGGCAGAAAGAACAAGCGUUGGGUUGGUGGAUAUUCUUUGCACACAUGGCCAAGGAUGCACUUAACUAUAGGACAUACCGAGAAGACCGUGAAAAUAUGAGAUGUCUUUCUUUGGCCAUUGAUGCUUACGGUUUACCCCGUCUCAGGUUAUAAAAGGAACAAAUAAAUCCCUUGGAAGCAAACAUGUUUCUCUGUCUUGUCCAGGGAGAUUAUGUGUUGUUCAAUUUAUACUAAAAGAUAACGUUUUGAGAACAUAUUAAAAUGGGAUAAAUGAUAGGCCAAUAGCGAAAUAAAGUAUUUUUUAAAAUA
Molecule: messenger RNA, 728 nt
Organism: Grammomys surdaster
Lineage: Eukaryota; Metazoa; Chordata; Mammalia; Rodentia; Muridae
Gene: Dmac1
Product: distal membrane arm assembly complex 1
Exons: 2
Coding region: 58-378 (106 amino acids)
Source: RefSeq, a predicted model, not a curated record